CGCGCGUUCGGCCCUCUCGGCCUGUAAUUACAGCUGCUGCUGCUGCCAAAAUCGCUUCUCCGGACGCCUCGACGGGAACGUGACCCUUACGCUGUUGUUCCGUGCUUUCCUAAGAACGCGUUUUUCCAAGUCCUGCUCGAAAAGCCUUGUUUUUUCCCUGCCACUGUUGGCAGCACGCGUGGAGCUCCUUGAACGGCAGGGCCACGGAAGAUGCUGCCGUAGUCCUCAAUCUCUAUCCUAUGCUGGGAAACCCAUUCAAACUCUCAACAAAGAUGCUUACAAUUCAGCCGACUCCACAUCUAGCCAAGUCAAACUCCCAGCCUGGGGCACCAGCAGCGCUGGAGAGAAUCACACCGAACACUGGCUUCUGUCCUCCGUGAACGUGCAGUGGCCAAAACCUCCCGAAAUCCUCUCCCUCUCCUCGGACAAAAAGAAACGAACCAAGCCUUCUCUAGAAAACAAUACAGGCCUGAGGAAGCACCUCAGUCAGCAUGGAGGGGGCCUUACUCUGGAGAACCCUACGGAGAGGCCCUCUCUUACCUCCUUGGACUUCAACCACGCAAACAGAAAGCAUACGGACAGGCGGCUGGCAGAGGCUGCUAACAGCGUGUCGGCUCGUUUCCAUCACGCAGCAUCUUCCUACCAGAAGAUCAGAUCUUUAGCAGAGGCACAUCCUUUCCCAGACUCUGGAGCAAUGGAGUCAGACGACCCUAACACGCUGCAUCACUUCAACCGACCGGGCAAAAUAAACCCCUAUAAGUAUACUGAUCCCUUAAAGAUCACCAAACCCUCCUGGGUCACCAACCGCCAGUCACCCAGCUUGCUCUAUCACUUCAGUGUGCUAAGGAAAGAUGCUGACAAGGAGGAGGCAUGUCUGAGCGAGUGCGGAAAAGAAAGAGAUGAAGUGGAGGCCUACUGCAUGAGCGAAUUUGCAGUGAAUGGAAUUGUUUACAACAUGGAAAGACUGGGGAAUGGAGUCCAUUUGGUCACUCUUUUGGUGAACAGCGAUGGAUUAUACAAGAUGAGUCGCCUGUAUAUUACUCCUGAUGGUUUCUUCUUCCGGGUUCACAUUCUAGUUGUGGAUACUUUAAACUGCAGUAAACCGUGCCCAGACUUUAAGCUUGGCAGUAGAUACAUUGUGAUGGGUCAGAUCUACCACAAGAGACGACAGAUCCCCGCAACCCUGCUGCAGUUCCUGCGAGGGCGUCUGAGGCCAGGGGAUGGAUUGCUUAGGAGUAGCAGCAGCUAUGUGAAAAGAUUCAACAGGAAGAGGAAUCGCAAAGUGCAAGGGGCUCACACUAAAUGUGGAUAAGGCUGCAGUAACCUCCUUUUAGGACGCAGCCAAGGGUAGAAUUCAGCCACCAGAAUAAACCUGGCCAUGGUUUAAAAAAACAGCAAGAGGUAGCGCUACUUAAGCCUGACACUGGUUGUGAUAGGCACUUGUUUUUGUGCUUUAGCAAACACUAACUGAAGUUCUGACUAGGUACCUGUAUUUUGUGAAACAGAGCAUAAAAAGCGUAACGAACGUUAACUGAUUAUGAAUUUUUUCAGAACCACAGGCUACUAUUGCCUCCUCUACUAUAACGUAUUCCUAAUCAUCUGUAGUAACUAUAAAGUGAAAUUCUGGAGGCGUUGUUCUAGGUACACAAACAGUAACUGAACUUUCAAAGCCUUAACCUUGAAAAGCGUUAGAUAAUACCAUAGUUUUAUCUAUAGAGAAUGUCAAUUGAAUUUUUGCACAACUCUGCUUAAAGCACUCUGCAUUUCAUUCAAAAGAAAUUGACAGAACUAAGUGUCAUUCCUGUUGUUUUGAUUUCCUCAAACACGUCCAUAGUUCUGAUAAAAAAUUACACUAUUUUUCAAACGGAGCUGGAUUUUCAUAUAAAGCACACAAAAUAGCUAUGCAAUUAUUCAAGUAUAUGACUUCACUAACUGAAAGCAAAUCAAAUAACUGCAUAACACAAAUGCCCAAUUAGGCUUACAACUAACUGCAUAAAUUGAUGCUAAGGAAUGCAAAACAAGCAUGCAACUGCAUGGACAAUUUGCAUGCCUGGUUACAUUGUUAGCGUCUCAAAGUGCAGUUCCAGAACUGCGUACUGACUGUAAUUUUCCUGUGAGAAAUGUUAUUAAGUUUGUACUUGCACAUCAGUAAAGAUACUUUUAAGAUACAGUCUUUCACUUUUAGCACCCUUCAUGUGUUGGGAAUGCAAUAAGUCAAUUAUAUGAAACCUCUGCAAGGGGAUUUCACUAUUUACUGUUCCCAGAGUCAGUAUUUUCACAAAUCAUAGCCUUGAAAAUAAACUAAUAAAGCAUUAAUUGCUUUUUGGGUUCAUUGUUUCCUGGAUUCCAAAAGAUCCAGAAAGAUAAUCUGACUAUUAAACAAAGGCACCUACGUGUUUGAAGAGUCAGCUACUAUUUUAAGAUACAGUUCAGGCAGUUUUGUAGAAAAAUAACCGCUUUUUAAUAUUACUAGUAAGGAAAAACAGUAGCUCAGAGUACAUGCAGGGAAACGGUCAUAAAGAACAAUGACCUUUCGAGCCAGGAGAAUCUUCACAGCAAUGAUACCUUACAACUGUUUUGCAUAGCAUCACGAUGCAAACGUUCUGGGAAUAGUCUGAGGAAUAGAUUGUGGAGGAAGAAUUUUUACAAAUAUAAGGGAAAACUGCAGUGUUAGGAUAAAAAAAACCAUCUCCCCCGCCCCACUUCCAUGGAAUGGUAUCUAUGAUAUGACCUGGAACAGCAAGCAGUGGCUCCUCUAAGCAUUUUGUUUCGACACAAAGGUGGUUCUGAUAUCAGUUCUAUUUCUCAUGCAAGUCCGCAGCUUGAUUCAGUAUCACUGAAAAGCUACAGAGUGGUAGACAAAGAAAAAAAUACAUAUUUUAAGAAAUGUUGUCACGUAAUGUAUUUCUUGAUAUGGAAUAGGAGAUAAAAUACCAACAGCAAACAUUAUCACUUCCUGAAAUCAUACCAAUUGUAAAACAGUACUUAUUUACACUUUAGGACCCAGAACACUUUUACUACAGGACAGAAAUCUACUGGUAGCUUGUGUCUACCAAAAAAAAUAUAAUACUGUCUCACUUCUGCUACGUGAAAGAAGAGUUUGCAUAGAGCACAGCAUAGAUCGAUGAAUUUUUCCUGAGAAACUUUAAUAAGGGGGCUUUUGCUUUGGCAGAAUGACUCUUCUCGGCAGCAAAUCAAAGCACUGGAGUGGACAAGGAGGGACAAGGGAAGGAAGGAGGGUGGGUUACGUAUGUAUCUCCAGUUUCUUUGUUUAUAUUUUCAAUUGAAGUUCGGGGACUUACUAAGUCCCACAGUCUUUUUUGUCCAGAACAGCAAUUAAACACUUCCCCUUGACAUUGCAGUGAUGUAGAACAAGCAAACUGAAGGUACAAAAAUAACAUCCAUGGCUAUAUCUCAUUUUGAUUGUGCCUCAGAAGAGAGAAUAGUAUACCAGUGCUAAACACAUUGAAAACCCAAGUAAAAUGCCAAUAACUGACAAAUCAAUGUCUGCACCACUGUCUCUGACACAGCUACUACUUUAGAAGCAAGCUUGAAGAGCAAUAUAGUCCAUUUUCCCUUUUUGCACUACAAACGAUCUUGCUUUCCCCUUUUUUCAUGGAAGGUAAUUUUUAAAAAUAUGUUAUCACAACAGUUCAACAAGCCACUGUAUUUAAUAUCCCAAUUGAAAUACAGCUGAA
This is a messenger RNA of Struthio camelus australis, 3698 nucleotides long. Lineage: Eukaryota; Metazoa; Chordata; Aves; Struthioniformes; Struthionidae. The record is from RefSeq and is a predicted model, not a curated record.